AUGGUUUACUAUGCUGAUGAAGAGCAUCCGAGGAAGAGGCUGAAGCUUUGGGAUAAGAGCGCAGCGCAUUUGGCUCCGGGCAGCAUGGAGGAUUUCAACAGUGAGACGGAUAGUGAUUAUACGAGUUACUGGAGAGAUUGGUUCAUCUCAUCUCGAGGCAAUGAAUACUUCUGCGAGAUCGACGAAGAUUAUCUCACAGACCGCUUCAACCUUACUGGGCUCAACACGGAUGUGCAGUAUUAUCAAUACGCUCUGGACCUCGUCACUGACGUCUUUGACCUGGAUUGUGACGACGAUAUGAGAGAGCAGAUCGAGAAAUCUGCAAGGCACCUGUACGGCUUAGUCCAUGCACGAUACAUCACGACUACGAGGGGGCUUGCGAAGAUGCUCGAGAAGUACAAGAAAGGUGACUUUGGCAAAUGCCCCCGAGUCAUGUGUAACGCACACCCUCUUCUCCCUACCGGCAUGGCAGAUCUCGCUCAUGUCCAGUCCGUCAAGCUUUAUUGUGGCAAAUGCGAAGACCUAUACAACCCCAAAUCAUCUCGCCAUGCCAAUAUAGACGGUGCUUACUUCGGUACAUCAUUCCAGAAUAUCCUAUUCCAGGUCUACCCUGCUCUAAUCCCAGAGAAGACUAUUGAGAGGUACCAGCCUAGGAUCUUUGGUUUCAAAGUGCAUGCAGCUGCUGCGCUGGAGAGAUGGCAGUCAGGAAGGAGGGAAGAGAUGCAAGAAAGGCUGAAGGAUGUUGGGAUGGAGAAAUGCUUCAAGGAAGAUGUGGAGCUCGAGGAUGAUAUGGAAGAAGACGAGGAGGAGGUUGCGGGCUUGGAUGGAGCUGAUGAUGUGCUUGCUGAGUAG
Messenger RNA from Letharia columbiana, 852 nucleotides. RefSeq lists its product as uncharacterized. Bases 1 to 852 code for a protein of 283 amino acids. The transcript has 3 exons. NCBI's taxonomy places the organism in Eukaryota, Fungi, Ascomycota, Lecanoromycetes, Lecanorales, Parmeliaceae. Gene Ontology annotation, molecular function: protein kinase regulator activity. Gene Ontology annotation, cellular component: protein kinase CK2 complex; cytoplasm. The record is from RefSeq and is a predicted model, not a curated record.